Molecule: messenger RNA, 776 nt
Organism: Camellia sinensis
Lineage: Eukaryota; Viridiplantae; Streptophyta; Magnoliopsida; Ericales; Theaceae
Source: RefSeq, a predicted model, not a curated record
CUAUAUCAGCACCAAAUUGUACACCAAAUAGAUUUUGUAAAAAUAGCUUCAAAACCUCCCUCUCUCAAUCUUGACUCUGCCCAAGAAAAAAAUAUGGGGGAAUCCAAAACCUUUGCCAUGUUUCUUCUCCAUGUCUCCAUGCUUUGGUGCUUCCUUUUCUACUUAAUAUUGCUAUCUCUAAGCCCUACACAACCCAACUACACCAUUGUGAGCUUCCACAUCUCAACUCAUCCAAACCACGUUAACACGACUACUUCUAGGGUCAAUCAUGGUGGUCACAAUGUCAGGUUAUCGUUUGCACUUGAGAUUCAAAACCCUAAUCAACAGUAUGGUGUUCACCAUACCAACACCUUGUUGAAGUUCUAUUAUGGGGAAUAUACUCUUGGUGAGAUAACUAUACAUCGUUUUCACCAAAAAAGGGGAAGGACUAGCCAAAAAUUAAUCCACCAUGUGAGGGCCCAUGCAAGGACCAAACUUCUUAAAGCAGCAAUGUCGAAUUCGACCGUGGAGUUGAAGGGUCAUCUACCAAUUGGUUCGGAUGGGAAGAUUUCAGGUAAGAAGAAGAUUAAGCUAUAUCGUAGAGAAAUAUAAAAUAAGGGUCAGAGGAUAAUUAGUAUUUUUUUUUUUUUUUUUUUUUUUUUUUUGGGUGGCAAAGAUGUUUUGGCUAAGUUUGUAUACUUAUUAAUUUCUUAGUAGUAAAUGUGGAAAUUUCUUAAACCAAUUUGUUACCAACAAUCACGUUGUUCAUGAUUAAAGUAUUUCAUUCACAUAGUGGU